Messenger RNA from Dentiscutata erythropus, 520 nucleotides. Lineage: Eukaryota; Fungi; Glomeromycota; Glomeromycetes; Diversisporales; Gigasporaceae. The record is from the annotation of a GenBank genome assembly.
AUGAUUAAUAAUAAUAAUAAACAAAAUAACGAUUUUAAUGAAAUUAACGUUAACGAUAAUGGAAGAAGAAUAGAAUAUUCACGAUCAAAUUUAGAACAAAAUCGUAAAUCAAGAACAAAUAACAAUAAAAAUAAAAAUAACAAUCACAAUAAUAAAAGAAGAUAUAAUGCAUUAACUUUUAUUCCCCUUACAUCAGAAAAACGAUAUUCAACGACAACUGAACUUCAUAAAUUAUUUUAUGAAAAUUAUCCGAUAUCCAAAAUUAAUUUUGAUGAAAUUUUUAAACCUGAAGAUUGGGGAAUGACGAUUGAUAAGAAGAAUGAUAAUGUCAAAAAGAAUGAUAAGAAGAAUGAUAAUGGUAAAAAGAAUGAUAAGAAGAACGAUAAGAACGAAAUUUCGUUCGCAACAUCUAGAAAAAAUUUAGUUGCUAUUAAAAAUGCGGUCGCUUCAUCAAGUAAAAAUUCAUUUAGUAAAAAUUUACUUGAUAAAAAUUUACCUGGUAAAAAUUCAUCCACUAAAA